Messenger RNA from Anarrhichthys ocellatus (wolf-eel), 3695 nucleotides. Its product is annotated as ATP-dependent RNA helicase DDX19A-like. NCBI's taxonomy places the organism in Eukaryota, Metazoa, Chordata, Actinopteri, Perciformes, Anarhichadidae. The transcript has 12 exons. Gene Ontology annotation, molecular function: nucleic acid binding; RNA helicase activity; ATP binding. The coding region runs from base 142 to 1614 and encodes 490 amino acids. The record is from RefSeq and is a predicted model, not a curated record.
CCGUUGCACAGGUGCCCAGAAUCGGUUUCGGCACGCCAUUGUGGAAAAUAGUUACUUUCACAUUACUGACUCCUCGCUGAGAGCUUACCUUCCUAGCUGAGUCGUCCCGGGUAAAAUAACGAAAGAAGAAACUGUUCCACAAUGGCUACGGAGUCCUGGGCACAAUCAGUGGACGCGCAAGAAGCCGCGGCGGAAUCGAUCGGUAGCCUCCAAAUAAAGGAUAAACCAGAGGAAAAUGGCACGGUUGCAAAUGCUACAGAGUCCAGCAGUGCCCCUGCAAAGACAGAAGUUAAGGUAGAAAACAAGGGAACAGAUGAAGAGGAAAACGACAAAGAUGACAAAGCGGCACAGUCAUUACUAAACAAGCUGAUCCGGAAUAAUCUCGUCAAUAACACGAAUCAAGUGGAAGUUCUUCAGAAGGAUCCCAACUCUCCGCUCUACUCUGUCAAGUCCUUCGAGGAGUUGCGACUCAAACCACAGCUGCUUGAGGGCGUGUACGGCAUGGGUUUCAACAGACCAUCCAAAAUCCAGGAGACUGCCUUACCUAUGAUGCUGGCCGAACCUCCACAGAAUCUGAUUGCUCAGUCGCAGUCGGGAACAGGGAAAACAGCUGCCUUUGUCCUGGCCAUGCUCAGUCAUGUAGAUCCCAACAAAAGAUAUCCCCAGUGCCUGUGUGUGUCACCCACCUAUGAACUGGCACUUCAGACUGGCAAGGUAAUCGAGCAGAUGGGCAAACAAUAUCCCGAGGUCUCACUAGUCUACGCCAUCAGAGGAAAUAAAUUGGAGCGGGGCGUGAAGCUGCAGGAGCAGAUAGUUAUCGGCACACCUGGUACCAUGCUGGACUGGUGCGGCAAAUUCAAGUUCAUAGACCCCAAGAAGAUCAUGGUGUUUGUGCUCGACGAGGCCGACGUCAUGAUCGCCACACAGGGCCACCAGGACCAGAGCAUCCGCAUCCAGAGGAUGCUGCCUAAAAACUGCCAGAUGUUGCUGUUCUCAGCCACGUUUGAAGAGACGGUGUGGAACUUCGCCCAGCGCAUCGUGCCUGACCCCAACAUCAUCAAGUUGAAGCGAGAGGAGGAGACGCUGGAUACCAUCAAACAGUACUACGUGUUGUGCAACAGCAGGGAGGAGAAGUUCCACGCCCUCUGUAACCUCUACGGAGCUAUCACCAUCGCCCAGGCCAUGAUCUUCUGCCACACGAGGAAGACUGCGGGCUGGCUUGCAGGGGAGCUGUCCAGAGAGGGCCACCAGGUGGCGCUGCUCAGUGGAGAGAUGCAGGUGGAGCAGAGGGCUGCCGUCAUCGACCGCUUCAGAGAAGGCAAGGAGAAGGUCCUGGUCACCACGAACGUUUGUGCCCGAGGCAUUGAUGUGGAGCAGGUUUCUGUGGUCAUCAACUUUGACUUGCCGGUAGACAAGGAUGGUAACCCAGACAACGAGACGUACCUGCACCGGAUUGGUCGCACGGGACGAUUUGGCAAAAGGGGGCUGGCCAUCAACAUGGUGGACAGCAAGAUGAGCAUGAACAUCCUCAACAGGAUCCAGGAGCAUUUCAGUAAGAGAAUUGAAAAACUAGACACAGAUGAUCUGGAUGAAAUUGAGAAAAUCUCCGGCUAAAGAGAAAGGCAUUUAUCGCAUGAAGGACGACCACUCGACCUACUUCCCUUCCCCUCUUGGCUCUCCAAGGACUGUACGCUCCUACAGUGUUUUACGCUUUUAUUUUUUUUAGCCGUCAGAGAAAAGAGCAAAACCACAAACACAUUAUAUGUUUACACUUGGAUAUGUCUCCUCUCAGACGAGUGUUUUGGAAGUCUCUGGAACAUACCCCAUCUCACUCUUUGUACUCCUUUGAAUAAAGUCUAUGAGUUUAUUACUGUGUAUCGUGAUGCUGCCGAAGCAGCCAUAGUUGACUCUGUUUUGCUGAACACACGUAGAGUUAAAACACUUUUUGGUGUUGGCUGUAGCGGUGGCAUGCUACAAGCUAUUCUCUAAAGAGAUUCACAAAAAAAACCCUAAAACAUUCUAUGUGCCACAAAGUUCUUCAUUUUAAAAGGAGCAACGUAUAAUUGAAUGUAAGAGUAGUACAUAGACGAUGACUGCCAAACCUCAGUACAAAGGGUGAAGUCGGGUAUGCUGCUCGGAGCAGUAGUUUAAUCAUUACGAUUGUUAUCGAGAUGGUGGUGGUUGGGUUUCAAGGGUCUAUGCAAAACUUAUCAACCUGUGAUAGCAUUCUCAAAUCCUAUCAACCUGUAUUUACAUGUUGGAAAUUAAUCCUCAAUAACCUCAGCUUUAGCAUCAGGUUGUGUAGUCGGCCUAGAGGGAUAUUACACUACUAACUCCCAAGUCAUGGACAUUUAGAUAUUUGUUUUUAAUUGGUAAUCAAUCCUCAGUUAACCGCACAUCUCACACACGUUAUUUAUAUCAUUUUAUAAACGAUUAUGGCUUUUAUCAGGACGGGCUCGGCGCCACUGCUGAGCUCUAAUCAUUGGUCUUCUUUUCCCUUCAUCUGUCUUGUAAAACCUCAUUUUUAACUAAAAAUGUGUCCGUUCAGGGCAGAUGUGAUCAGUUUCCCUUUGUGUCUCACUGUCCCACGCAAUCUGUUCAAUCAGGGUCUCCAGUUUGACUUGAGCUCAGCUACAUUCUUCACCCAGACUGUGCUGUGUUAAAGGAUUGUGAGUUUAAAAAAAAGUUACACAAUGCCUUCCUCAAGUGCAUUAUAUAUAUAUAUAUAAAUACACAUGAUUUUGUUUUUAAGAUAUUGGGCUUAAUAUUCUGACUAACACUUGAAAUUUUGAUUAUAUAUGGAAUUAUGAGCGUCUUCAGGAUGUAUGAAUUAUCUUAAAACCAAAUGCUGACUUGAGGACCUAUGCCAAUCAGAUUCACUGUGUUGCUCCAACAUGGUCACAUGGAUAGAAAACAUGUACUUGUGUACAUAUUUACAAAAAUAAAUUAGGUCAAAGAAAUAUUGUGACUGAAAUAUUAAGUUUGUCACUUCUAAGAAGUGCUAAAAACAUUCCUCGUGAGGUUCAAUUUUGACAGACGCAGCACUUGGAAUACAAGCCUAAAUGGGUUAACCUUGCAUCAGUGGACGACCGUACAGCAUUAUGGAAACGUUGGGAUGUCUGGUGUAUUUGAUCAAUGUGCGGGAACAUUAAGGGCAGCGAUUGGUCCGUCUGAACCUUGUGUGCAAACCUCAUCCGGCUCCCACCGGCAUGGAGAAGACUGCUGGUGGUGGUCCGGUUUAAAUGGACUGUUUACGGACAACUUAGCCAAACGAGAAGCAAGUGAGAGUGUGCUGGAAAUUCACGAGAAGACUUUCGGGUAAAGAACCAAUGUAUGCAGUUUUAUUUGGACAUUUGGAUGUAUACAUUAUCAGUGAGAGUGUGUGUGCGCGCACUUUGUUGAUCCAUCAUGUAAUAGCACUGUACGAGAGCCAUGGACACGCAGAGCAGUUUUAGCUAUAGAACGCAACACUCCACAUGUUGUGUACCUUGUUUGAUAAUUGUCAGAACCAACCAAAACCCAGUACGUACAUGUAUACAUAGGAGUAAUACUGCCUAACUAGGCUUAAAGUGUAACCUGAAGGUCAUGUGUAGACAAUGAUAGGUUCAAGGUGUGUGGUAUUCUGUAGCUGAGCUGCGUUCAUGGACACAGUCAUGUAUUCUUAAUAUGUUGAAUUAAAAGAACAUGUAGUCAAA